AUGACCGAUAUUAUCGAUUUCAUUAGGCCCACUAAUGCCUUCGAGCUGGCGGCAUUCGCCAAGAAUCAUCACGAUACAUAUCCGUUCAUAGAGCCGAUGGGUACAGAGCUCUCUGGAAAGUCCAUUCUCAUUACGGGGGCUUCCAAGGGCAUUGGACUUGCCACGGCUGUGCGCUGCGCCAAGGCUGGAUGUGCUCAAAUCGCCGUCGCCGCUCGAUCUUCCCUUGAGAGCGUGGUCAAAGAAAUUAAAGAUGAAGCUGCCAAGUGCGGUGUCGAACUCCCUCAUAUUUUGCCAUUAUCUAUGGAUGUGACAUCGGAUGAGUCUGUCAAGGCUGCCAGCUUGAAGCUUGAAGCUGCUUUUGGGGGGGAAGUUAGACAUCCUCGUAAACAACGCAGGACUGUCAUCGAAUCCGAUCCAAUCGAAUGGUGGAAGGCCUGGGAAGUUAAUGUGAAGGGAACAUUUCUUUGUUGUCACUACUUCCUCCCGUUUGUUUUGAGCUCGGAUACGAAGAUAGUCGUCAAUCUCUCCUCAGUCGGGGCCCACACUUUGUCAUACGGCGCCUCUUCGUAUCAAACAUCUCGAUUUGCAAAUGUACGACUGAACGAAUUUUUGGCCCGAGACCACGAGGAUGAGAAGCUCAUUGCAAUCUCAUUGCACCCCGGUGGCGUCAAAACUGAUAUGGCAGCCAACUUCCCAGAGGUGCUUCACUUCUCGCUUGCGGAUGAGCUAGCACUCCCUGCCGAUACCAUUAUAUGGCUAGCGAAGGAGCGACGAGACUGGCUAAACGGGAGAUUUGUAUGGAGCAACUGGGAUCUGGAAGAGGUGGAGGGAAAGAAGGAUGAGAUCAUCGAAAAGGAUCUUUUCAAAUUCCGUAUGACCGGAUAA
Molecule: messenger RNA, 885 nt
Organism: Penicillium cosmopolitanum
Lineage: Eukaryota; Fungi; Ascomycota; Eurotiomycetes; Eurotiales; Aspergillaceae
Product: SDR family NAD(P)-dependent oxidoreductase
Exons: 2
Coding region: 1-885 (294 amino acids)
Molecular function (GO): oxidoreductase activity, acting on the CH-OH group of donors, NAD or NADP as acceptor
Source: RefSeq, a predicted model, not a curated record